GCUCGGGGUGUUACCUGCCCGACGCUCCACACCUAUUCCUCCUCCACCUCCAAACGUCCAAGGGACUAAAAUGACUGGAAAGGCCCUCCAUGUCCUGAAAACUUUCGCCUCCCGUUCUCUUCCUUCGACGCGACGAAGAGUAAAUUUCGUCGACAUCACCAAAGCAACCCCCCCCGCCAAUAAUAUCAUAAUACCGCGUCGCAGCAAUGGCACCAAGAAGAUCUGGAGGAUACAGUAGUGGGGGUGGUUCAUCCUGCGCUCACUGCCUUGAUACCUUCACCUUAACUGGAUACGGCUGGCAGUACCCGACUGUUACCGCGUUGUUUGCCACGUCUAUCAUACUUUUGAUCAUCCUCAUCGUGUGCAUGUUUCUCACCAGGCGCUUCAAAUGGAUCCGCGAGAGGGGAACCGACAAGCUGCGAAACAAAGGCUACAUCUGUGCUACGUCCUUCAUGUUCUGCAACAUCCUCUUGUCGGUUAUCUUCAUGGCCCUGGGGGAAUCCUACGUCACGGUAACUGCCCUGAUCUACAUCGGCUACAUUAUCCAGGAUUUUUUCGCCCGAGUUGCCAAUGUCUUGAUCGUAGCAAUCAUCGCCCGCACCAUCACCGAUGACAUUGGCACGGUCUCUCAAAAGAUUGCCAGCUACGCUGUUGGAUUACUGUGGACAAUUACCACAGUCAGCUUUGGGUUUACGAUCGCCGUUUACGCUGAGGUGAUGUCUUUGGGAUAUGUCGAAAGCAUCGCGUCUGACGGCCAGCUGUAUACGUCCAUUCUCGAGGCGUCAUAUAUGUUCGCUUUUGCUCUCUUCCUCACCGUCCUCGCCAUUUUCGCCGUAUUGAAGAGGAGUUCUAUGGGAACACUCCUCAUGCUCACCAUCGUGAUGCCCGCCCUCUGCCUCAUGACCCUCCUCGAACUCGUCAAACAAGCCGUCUACAACUUCGCCAGCGACCCCUACGCGAGACAAAGUUACACCCUCUCCUACGCCAGCGCCUUCGUCACCGUCUUCGCCCUCAUGGCCAUCUUCCUCACCGUCGCCCUAAUUGGCGGCCUCCGCCAACGCCACUCCGACGCCAGCGGCCUCACCCAAGAGCAGAAACUCGCCCAACCCGGCCCCCACUACGUCGCAGUCGGUCCCUACGCACCUCCCCCCGCCCCAUACAACCCGCACGGCACCCAACUCGCCGACGGCCAGUACGACCAGCAGACCCAGUACGGCACUCCUGGCCAACAGGGACAAGCACAGCCAUUCCAGUACACGCCACCGCAGCACGGACAGCAGCAGAUGCAGUACGCGCAGUACCCCGCCCCGGGCCAGUUCGCGCAACAGCCGCAGCAUGCCGAGAUGUCGAACACACCUGCGAUGGGAUCUGCUAGCGUAACAACGGCUGCGUCUCCGGUACAGUACGCGGCCCCGGUUGCGGUGUCGCCAGCGUCGGUGUCGCCGCCGCCGCAGCAUGAUCCAUAUCAGAUGCAUAUGCAGCAGAAGACGUAUCAGUGAGGGGGGGUAGUUGUAUGAGAGAAUAGGGGGAGAUUGGUUGUAGCGAAAGAGAGCAUUUAGGAGUUAUACCCGGUUUUGGCGCGAUGGAUGGGGGUGUGUUUUUGGCCUACUGAUAACAUGAUGGGGUUGAUAAUGAGAUUGGUACUAUAUUAAUGUAUAUAGAAUUACUUUUUAAAUGCA
Messenger RNA from Pseudogymnoascus destructans, 1679 nucleotides. RefSeq lists its product as uncharacterized. The coding region runs from base 207 to 1499 and encodes 430 amino acids. NCBI's taxonomy places the organism in Eukaryota, Fungi, Ascomycota, Leotiomycetes, Thelebolales, Thelebolaceae. The record is from RefSeq and is a predicted model, not a curated record. The transcript has 4 exons.